AUGCCGCGUAUCGACGAGCUGUUACAGUCAACCAAGAAGGGCUGUGUGAUGAGCUCGCUAGACCUCCGUAGUGGGUACUGGCAGGUUAGUACUGCGGACAGGGAUCAAAACGGCCUUCGUAACACCUACCGCUACCUUGGGACCUACCGAUUCACGCGUAUGCCGUUUGGCCUGAAGGGGUCUCCGGCAACGUUCCAGCGACUCAUAGAUCGCUUCCAAUCAGGACCUUCACUUGGUGGUAGGCAUAUUCUAGGUUAUCUUGAUGACCUAUUAGUAAUUUCAGAGAACUUUGAGUACCAUUUGUCUGAUUUACGUGCGGCAUUUGAGCGUCUUCGGAUGUUCAAGUUAAGAGCCAACCGCGAAAAGUGCGUGUUCGCCAGAGACCGACUCAAAUACCUAGGUCACGUGAUAUCCAACGACGGUAUAUCUCCAGACGAAGAUAAGGUGCGUUCAGUCCUAGAUAUGAAAGAACCGACUAAUCUCCAGCAACUUCGUACCUUCCUGCAAACUUGCUCUUGGUUUAGAAAGUUCAUACCGGAGUUUGCGAAGGUAGCUGAACCGCUUACGCGCUUUACCAAAAAGUCACAGAUCUGGCAAUGGGGAGAUGAUCAGCCCAAAGCCUUCGUACAUCUUAAGUCCCUUCUGGCUUCACCACCCAUUCUUGUUCAGCCAGACUACUCGAAGCCAUUCAUCCUUAGGACGGAUGCCAGCGAUUUUGCACUAGGUGCAGCUUUACUUCAGGGGUAG
This is a messenger RNA of Parnassius mnemosyne (clouded apollo), 747 nucleotides long. The record is from the annotation of a GenBank genome assembly. Lineage: Eukaryota; Metazoa; Arthropoda; Insecta; Lepidoptera; Papilionidae.